Molecule: messenger RNA, 4038 nt
Organism: Lycium ferocissimum
Lineage: Eukaryota; Viridiplantae; Streptophyta; Magnoliopsida; Solanales; Solanaceae
Exons: 28
Coding region: 89-3931 (1280 amino acids)
Biological process (GO): protein localization to phagophore assembly site; endoplasmic reticulum to Golgi vesicle-mediated transport
Cellular component (GO): cytoplasmic vesicle; TRAPPIII protein complex; phagophore assembly site
Molecular function (GO): protein binding
Source: RefSeq, a predicted model, not a curated record
ACUUACUAUUUUACUAUACUAAUAAUAUAUUGAUUAAUCGCCGGUGAGAUUCCGGCACCGGUGAGUCACAGUCCAAUCAUCACCGGCGAUGAUGAUGAUGGAUCCGGCGAACUCGACACUUGGCAAAAUGUUAUUGGACGAGAUCACACCUGUAGUUAUGGUCCUUCGUACACCUCUAGUUGAAGAAUGUUCAAAGAAGAAUAAUGAACUCUCAUUCAUUCAAUUGCUUUCUCCUUUCUGUAAUUUCAACAAUAUCGAUGUGCCAGUUAGAACUGCAAGUGAUCAACCUUACAGGGUGAAGAAGUUCAAAUUGAGGUUGUUUUACGCUGAAGAUAUUCGGCAGCCCAAUAUUGAGGUUGCAAAGGAGCGGUUAAACCAAGUUAUAACUGAUGCUGGAGAGAAAGAUCUUUCUAAAUUAUGUUCAGAACCUCUGCAAAUUGAGACUGUGCUCAACUCUUCUCAAAACGAGUUCCUACCAUCAUGGUUCCAAUAUUUCAACAAAGAGCUAGUACGUACAGUCUCCUUUUCAGAACAUGAAGCUUUUGACCAUCCUGUGACAUGUCUUUUGGCUGUUUCUUCGCGGGAUGAAGAUCCUAUCAACAAAUUUGUUGACCUAUUUAACAUCAAUCAGUUGCCUUCCCUAUUCAAUGAUGGUGUGAUGGAUCCGAAAAUUCUAAAGCAUUUUGUAUUGGUACACGAUGGUGAGGAAGUUUCAUUAGAAAGAGCAACCAAAACCUUGGCAGAGAUGAGGAGCACUUUUGGGGCUAAUUGUUGCCAUUUGCUGUGUAUUAACUCCUCUAAGGAUGGGUCAGAAGAACAUGAAAACCUAUGGGCUGCUUAUAAAACUGAUAUUUCACAUGGCCAGCAGCUACGUUGCUUCCUUAGCUCAGAUGACUUGGAUGAGAUGAAAAAAUUCGUACAAGAUCUAUCUUCUAAACAUAUCAUUCCUCAUAUGGAGCAAAAAAUCCGUCUUCUUAAUCAGCAGGUUUCUGCAACACGAAAAGGUUUUAGAAACCAAAUAAAAAACUUGUGGUGGAGAAAGGGGAAAGACGAUGCACCAGAAAACCCAGCUGGUCCAACGUAUACUUUCAGCUCUAAUGAAUCGCAAAUAAGAGUUUUGGGUGAUUAUGCCUUCAUGUUACAUGAUUAUGAGCUUGCAUUGUCUAACUAUCGUCUACUUUCUACCGACUACAAGCUCGACAAAGCAUGGAAACACUAUGCUGGUGUUCAGGAAAUGAUGGGACUGACCUACUUCAUGUUGGAUCAGUCGAGAAAGGAUGGUGAAUAUUGCAUGGAGAAUGCAUUUACUACAUAUUUAAAAAUUGGAUCAUCAGGUCAGAGAAAUGCUACACGUUGUGGUCUUUGGUGGGUAGAAAUGUUGAAGGCCAGAGAUCAGUAUAAGGAGGCUGCCAGUGUAUACUUCCGUAUCUCUGGUGAGGAACCCCUCCAUUCAGCAGUAAUGCUCGAGCAAGCAUCAUAUUGUUACUUGUUUUCCACUCCUCCCAUGUUGCGCAAGUACGGGUUUCAUCUCGUUCUUUCUGGGGACCUGUAUAAAAAAUGUGAUCAGAUAAAACAUGCAAUUCGAACAUACAAAGGCGCUCUUUCUGUUUUCAAGGGAACUACGUGGAGGCACAUUAGAGACCAUGUUCAUUUUCACAUUGGGAAGUGGUAUGGUUUCUUGGGGAUCUUUGAUGUUGCUAUUAAAAAUAUGUUGGAGGUUCUAGCUUGUGGUCAUCAAUCUAAGACAACACAGGAGCUAUUCCUAAAGGAUUUCCUUCAGAUAAUUCAGCAAACAGGCAAAACAUAUGAGGUUCCAAAGCUUCAGUUACCAGUUAUCAACAUCCCUUCAGUCAAAGUGGUGUACGAGGAUCAUCGUACCUAUGCAUCCCAAGCAGCUAUUAAUGUUAAAGAAAGUCUUUGGCGAUCAUUAGAGGAAGACAUGAUUCCAACAUUGUCAAGUAAGAGUAAUUGGCUGGAACUGCAAUCUAAACUUUUGCCAAAGAAGUUGAAAGAAUCAAAUAUUUGUGUAGCUGGAGAGGCAAUUGGGAUAGCAAUUGAAUUCAAAAAUCCACUUCUAAUACCUGUUUCAAUAUCUGGUGUUAGCCUAAUUUGUGAACAUUCUCCAGUAGUAUCUGAACCUGAUGCAAAUAAUUCAAUUGGUGAUCAAAAUGGUGAGACAUCAAACAAAUCAGCUACUAGUGGGAAUUUUACUUCUGAUACAGCUCUAUUUACAUUAUUGGAGGCUGAUGUUGCCUUGGGAGAAGGUGAAACAGUACUGGUACAACUAACGGUUACUCCAAGAACAGAAGGUACUCUCAAGAUAGUUGGUAUAAGAUGGAAGCUGUCAGGUUCAUUGGCAGGAUUUUGUACUUUUGAUCCCGACUUAGUCAGAAAGAAAGUUGUGAAAGGAAACAGGAAAUCUAAACGAUCUACAAUCGAUAACCUGAAGUUCUUAGUCAUAAAGAGUCUACCGAAGCUCGAGGGCUUCAUUCAUCACCUCCCGGAAACAGUUUAUGUUGGGGAUUUGCGGUGUAUUGCUCUGGAGUUGAAAAAUCCAUCUAAAAUUCCGGUUAAAAAAUUAAAGAUGAAGGUCAAUCCUCCAAGGUUUCUCCAAAUUGGACACAAAGAAGAUCUGGAAGUUCAAUUUCCUGCUUGCUUGGAAAGAAAAAGUUCAAGACAAAGUUCUUUUAGGUCAAAGACUGAUAAAGUAUCGGAUGACAUCUUUCUGUUUCCUGAGGACACAGCAAUUGCAGAUGGAGCUCCAGUCUCAUGGCCUCUCUGGUUUAGGGCUGCAGCUCCCGGAAAAAUAUCUUUAUAUUUAUCAGUAUACUAUGAGAUGGGAGACAUAUCGAGUGUGAUGACAUAUCGUACCUUACGCUUGCACUUCGAUAUAGAGGUACUACCAUCUUUGGACGUGUCUUUCCAAAUCAGCCCUCGUCCAUCUAGACUGCGGGAGUUCCUUAUCCGAAUGGAUGUUGUCAAUAGGUCUAGCUCAAAAGGCUUUCAGGUUCACCAAUUGUCAUCUGUUGGAAAUGAAUGGGAGAUAUCAUUGCUCGAACCAACUAAGGUCCUCCCUUCAGAUUUUCUACUUGCUGGUCAAGCAAUUUCAUGGUUUCUCAAGCUCAAGAAUUGUAGGUCGGUAACUGAUAAAGACAGUGCUUCUUCUCUUUGCCCUCCGGAGAAGGCAGACAUCAACUUGCUAAGCGGCAGUGAAAUGCUGUUUGAUCUAUACAGCUCUCCCUUGUCUGAAUUUCACCAUUAUGAAAGAGUGCACCAGAGAAUGUCGGAUAAGGAGCACGACGACACAGUUGACUUUAUAUUGGUAUCCAGAUCGCAAAGUGAGGAGAAUAAAUGUGAAAAUGUUUUUUCACAUCACAUGUGUCACAACAGUGUCAGGACCAGUAGCCCAAUAUGGUGGAUUAUGGAUGGCCCUCGCACUGUAAAACAUGAUUUUAAGGAACCUUUCUGUGCGAUUACACUAAGGAUGAUUGUCCACAAUUCCUCCGAUGAUAUUGUGUCCGUACGCUGUAUUCCGUCUGAUUCCGCGGUCAGCAUCAGCUCAUCAGGAAAUGCAUCUGCAUCUUCUGGAAACGAAGUAGGCUGGCACGAUUUGUCACUGACGAAUGACAUUAAAAUCACAUCUGAUACCUCGGGGGCUCGAGUUGUGAAGCCAAUGUCGUCUGAUACAGUUCCGCCUUUCAUUUGGUCAGCUUCAAGUUCUACUCAUUUUACACUUGACCCGUUAUCUUCUAGGGAAACUCCUAUGGAAAUUUGUGUAUUCUCAACUGGCACAUUUGAUCUCUCAAACUACUCAUUGCACUGGAGUAUUUCAUCCCCGAGCGAUAAACGGAAAAAUGGAGACGAAUCGAGAGCUUCAUCGGGAACAUGCCAGGGCCAUCCAUUCUACAUAACAUUACUGAAACAAGAUUAAGAGAACUGCAUAUAAUGUUUGCUGUAUUUGAGAAGAGUGCAGUAAUUUUGUAACUUGUAAAUUGUGAUGUUCUUGUAUGUACACAGAAGUAGAAACUUCAGAAUCUG